AAUGCUAUCACCAUUUCCAGUGUCUCCCUCCUUCCCAACAGCAGCAGCACGGCACUGUUUCUGUGAGGAACAACACGAUUUGAAACAUACAACACCGGUCGGCUCCGUAUGGAAAGCACCGUCGGUGCUAAAGCGAAUUACUGGCGGCUUUAGAUUGACAACCAAGGCUUGCAGCAUGCUCUCCGUGUUCAUCUCUUGUCCGUGGAUUGCAUUUUACCUUCAUUUAUGGGUUUUAGUAAACCUCGGGGACGCACUAACGGCAAAGGAAGUGGUUCUGUUGGACACCAAGGCACAGCAAACAGAACUGGAAUGGAUUUCCUAUCCUCCCAAUGGGUGGGAAGAGAUCAGCGGCUUGGAUGAGAGCUACACACCCAUUCGCACAUACCAGGUCUGCAAAGUCAUGGAGCCCAAUCAGAAUAACUGGCUUCGGACUAACUGGAUCGAAAAGGGCAAUGCGCAAAGAAUUUUUGUGGAACUAAAAUUUACCUUAAGGGAUUGUAAUAGUUUACCUGGUAUGGUGGGAACUUGCAAGGAGACGUUCAACUUGUAUUACCAGGAAACCGAUUCGGAGGUGGGUAAGAAUAUGCAAGAGACCCAGUAUGUUAAAAUUGACACAAUUGCAGCAGAUGAAAGCUUCACUCAGGGCGAUCUCGGUGAGAGGAAGAUGAAACUCAACACUGAAGUGCGCAUAAUUGGCCCUCUAUCCAGGCAAGGCUUUUACCUUGCCUUUCAAGAUGUAGGGGCGUGCAUUGCCCUGGUCUCUGUCAAAGUAUAUUACAAGAAGUGCUGGUCCAUCAUCGAGAACCUGGCCAUAUUUCCAGACACCACGACAGGAUCGGAAUUCUCCUCCCUAGUGGAGGUGGAGGGAAUAUGUGUGAACGAUGCGGAGGAAGAGGCUGAUAACUCUCCCAAGAUGCACUGCAGUGCUGAAGGGGAAUGGCUUGUGCCUAUUGGGAAAUGCAUAUGCAAAGCAGGAUUUCAUCAGAAAGGAGACGCAUGUGAACCGUGUGGUCGUGGGUACUACAAAAGUUACUCCCAGGAGCUACUAUGUUCUCGGUGCCCCUUGCACACCUUUACUGAGCACGAGGGGUCCCGGCGCUGUGAAUGUGAUGACGGCUACUACAGAGCAUUCACUGACCCUCCUUCCUUCGCCUGCACAAGACCUCCUUCGGCGCCACAGAAUCUAGUCUACAACAUCAACCAGACAACUCUUAACCUGGAGUGGAGUCCACCGGUCGACACUGGUGGCCGCAAUGAUGUAACAUACAGGGUUCGCUGCCAGCAUUGUAACUGGGAACCUGAAGAGUGUAAACCGUGUGGGCCAAAUGUCGCCUACUUCCCUGAACAGUCUCAAUUAGUAGACACUUACGUAACGAUCGUUGAUCUCUUGGCCCAUGCAAACUACACUUUUGAGGUGGAGGCUGUCAAUGGAGUGUCUGAGCUAAGCCGCACGCAAAGGCUGUUUGCUACAGUUCGUAUCGCCACUGGACAAGCAGAAGCACCAUCACUGGUCAGUGAGGUCGUCAAGGAGAAAGUGCAGCAGCGCAGCGUCCAGCUUUCAUGGCAGGAGCCCCGACAACUCAAUGGAGCCAUAACAGAAUAUGAAAUCAAAUACUAUAAAAAAGAUCAGAAGGACCGAACCUAUUCUACAGUAAGGGCCAAAUCCACAUCAGCAACUGUCAACAAUCUGAAACCCAGUACAGCCUAUGUUUUCCAAAUAAGAGCCUUCACACAGAAAGGAUAUGAAACUUUUGGGCCCAGAUUAGAAAUAACAACAAAGGAAGAGGCAACCGCUGCAAUUGUCUCCAGCGAGCCGAACCCUGUCAUCAUCAUAGCAGUGGUAGCAGUGGCAGGAACCAUAAUCCUGGUGUUCAUGGUGUUUGGCUUUAUCAUCGGGAGAAGGCACUGCGGAUACAGUAAAGCGGAUCAAGAGGGAGACGAGGAGCUUUACUUUCAAUUUAAAUUUCCAGGCACCAAAACAUAUAUUGACCCUGCAACCAAUGACGACUCAAACAGAGCUGUUCAUCAAUUUGCCAAGGAGCUGGAUGCAUCCUACGUUCAAAUUGAACAGGUUAUUGGAGCAGGACAAUUCGGGGAGGUAUGCAGUGGACGGCUAAAAGUACCUGGAAAGCGAGACGCUGCAGUCGCUAUCAAAACAUUAAAAGUGGGUCAUACAGAGAAGCAGAAAAAAGACUUCCUGUGUGAGGCCAUCAUUAUGGGACAGUUUGACCACCCCAAUGUUGUGCAUCUUGAGGGAGUGGUAACAAGAGGAAAACCAGUGAUGAUUGUUUCAGAGUUCAUGGAGAACGGCUCAUUAGAUGCCUUCCUAAGAAUACACGACGGUCAGUUCACAGUCAUUCAGUUGGUCGGGAUGCUGCGGGGCGUAGCAGCAGGGAUGAGAUAUCUUGCCGAUAUGGGUUACGUCCAUCGAAAUCUGGCUGCUCAAAAGAUCCUUGUCAACAGCAAUCUUGUGUGUAAAGUGUCUGACUUUGGCCUCUACAGGAUAAUAAAUGAUGAUCCUGAAUCUGUCUACUCAACCACCGGUGGAAAAAUAUCAUUACGAUGGACUGCUCCAGAAGCUGUCCAGUUCCAUAAAUUCACCUCUGCAAGUGAUGUGUGGAGUUAUGGUGUUGUCAUGUGGGAGGUCAUGUCCUUCGGAGAUAGACCAUAUUGGGACAUGUCUAAUCAAGAUGUCAUAAAAGCUCUUGAGGAGAGCUACCGUCUUCCAGCGCCCAUAGACUGUUCCCCGGGCUUGCAUCAGCUUAUGUUGGAUUGUUGGAAGAAAGACCGAGGAGAGCGUCCCAAGUUUGAUCAGAUAGUCAGCAUUCUUGACAAGAUGAUCCGGAACCCCAACACACUGAAGACACCAGUUGGAACUUCUACAAGACCAUUUAGUCAACGCUCCACUAAUAAGAGCAUACCCAACUCGGUGGAAGACUGGUUGAUAUCCAUCAAGAUGGAGCGGUACAGAGACAACCUUACAGCAGCUGGCUACACUUCUCUGGAAUCUGUGGCCAGAAUGUCAACUGAGGAUGUCAUGAGGUUGGGAAUUAGACAGGUGGACCAUCAGAAAAAGUUGAUGAGCAGCAUUCAAACAAUGAGAUGCCAGAUGUUGCAUCUUCACAAUACAGGUGUUCAGGUCUGAUGACGGCAAAUACAGAACUUUUAUCAAGUGUUGACUGAAAUAGGACCUGGUUUGAUUCAGAAUAAAUGGACAUCUGAUAUCAGAUUCCCGGACCUGCACACAGCGUGAAAAAAAGAUUGUGGGCACCAAGUGGAGGAAGAAAUGCAAAAAAAAUCAAUAAUAGCAAUCUCUUAUUUUCUUAUUUUAAAUGAGCUAAUGAACACAUAUCAAAUGUAUUGAAAACAAUGUUUUUAACUUAAUGACUUAGUCACCUGCACACUAUGGCAAUGUUUUCUUCUUUAAAAAAAACAAAAAAUUAAAUGCACACUUUUUUUUUUCCCUCCCCAUAAUUUUUUCAAAGUGUCACAGUGCAUAAAGAAUUCAUAUUUCCUUCUUCUUGGACUCGGAAACAGGGUUUACUCAGUGUAUAUGGAGGAAGCCUCCAAAGGUUACAUUUUCUAUUGAAACAGACUAUCUGAAACUUCAUGUCAAACAAAUUUUCAAUUGAAAUAUUUGUUAAAAUAUACAACACUGAUAUUUUUCUAAAUAGAAGUCCUUGACUCUUUUUCACAGUAGCAAGCAAUAUUAUAAGAAAUUUGCACAAAGACUUCAUUGAACCAACAACAAUAAUAUCUUGUUUUGCCAUCAUUUUGCCUAAAUGUUGCACAGUUCUGUGUAGGGAAUUUCAGCUACAAAAACUGUGCAUCUCUUAAAAAUUGAGAAGGGUGGAUGUACUAUUACUGCCUUAAAAUGCUGUUUUACGUGUCACCACUAUUUGGACAAACUGUUAAAAUGAUUUCUGUGUAGUUUGAGUGUAUGUCAAUCGACUUUGUUUUCUUUGUCAUAGCUGAACUUUGCACUGCGAGAGCACAGGUUAAAGCGACAAAUUCUGGUGUAAAAGAAGGAAUGAAGUGAACAAAGCAAUAAUUAUCAGGUUCAAAUGAAUUUCUAAAGGUGCUAGUUAUGUGUGCUAAGAGGAGGCGCACCUCAAAGUUUCUAUCUGUGUCCACCAAACAUGCUGUCUGAUAAUCACCAUAAAAUUGUGGUAUUAAAAUUA
Messenger RNA from Syngnathus acus (greater pipefish), 4181 nucleotides. RefSeq names its product eph receptor A7 (gene epha7). Gene Ontology annotation, molecular function: transmembrane-ephrin receptor activity; ATP binding; protein binding. NCBI's taxonomy places the organism in Eukaryota, Metazoa, Chordata, Actinopteri, Syngnathiformes, Syngnathidae. Gene Ontology annotation, biological process: cell surface receptor protein tyrosine kinase signaling pathway; axon guidance; protein phosphorylation. The transcript has 17 exons. The coding region runs from base 2 to 3145 and encodes 1047 amino acids. Gene Ontology annotation, cellular component: plasma membrane; neuron projection. The record is from RefSeq and is a predicted model, not a curated record.